GACUUCUUGGCACAGCAACGGGACCAUUGUAUCAAGGCCUUUGGCAACCUGUGCACAAAGAUGCAUGACUAUGCUUUCACCUCUGUGACGCUGACAGAUCACCCGGAGUAUGGAUUUCAACAUGGUCUGACGAAUGCACUCGACGCUACGGGAACACCCUUGAAGGAAAAGGAUGCGCAAGAGGCACUGAAAUUCUUGUCAACGAGCGGCAAGGACUUUGAGCUGGUUCUUGUGGAGACAGACUUUUAUGACUCUUGA
Molecule: messenger RNA, 258 nt
Organism: Cladocopium goreaui
Lineage: Eukaryota; Dinophyceae; Suessiales; Symbiodiniaceae
Source: the annotation of a GenBank genome assembly